Molecule: messenger RNA, 5163 nt
Organism: Pomacea canaliculata
Lineage: Eukaryota; Metazoa; Mollusca; Gastropoda; Architaenioglossa; Ampullariidae
Product: sodium-independent sulfate anion transporter-like
Exons: 20
Coding region: 107-2080 (657 amino acids)
Biological process (GO): transmembrane transport
Cellular component (GO): membrane
Molecular function (GO): sulfate transmembrane transporter activity
Source: RefSeq, a predicted model, not a curated record
UGUCCGUCUGGGGAGUUCACUAACAUUUUGGUGGCGGCGGUGAGACCGUCUUCCUCAUUGUGUCCUAGGGUCAAGUGUGUCCACACCAACAGCGCCACCUAGCCACAUGGCCGACACGGAGCACGACGAACUGGAGAUGACGGACGGCGAGGCUAAGCGGGGUCUGCUACAGCCGGCCCCCAACGGCAGUGUCAACGACGACCACAUCGCCUUCAGCAACGAUGUCGGCGACCAGGGUGAAAAUGGCGGCGAACAUCCACAGACGGAAGAGGUGCCCACGUCACUGCGCGUGCGCCGAAAGGUCAAGGAGUCGUGCCGCAAGUGCUUCUCUAUGAAGACACUUAAGCGGAAGUUGCCCAUCAUCCAGUGGCUGCCCAAGUACAGGCUAAACCAUUUCCAGUGUGACCUGAUCGCCGGUCUGACGGUGGGUCUCACUGUCAUCCCCCAGGGUCUGGCUUAUGCUGUCGUCGCAGGGCUUCAGCCUCAAUACGGCCUGUAUUCGGCAUUUAUGGGCUGCUUUGUAUACAUGUUUAUGGGCACUGCCAAAGACAUCACGCUGGGCCCAACAGCCAUCAUGUCUCUGCUGACAAACACAUUUGCAGCAUCAACUGUGGAAAAUGACCCCACCAUGGCCAUCGUAUUGACUCUGUUUUGUGGCUUAAUCCAGCUUGCCAUGGGUCUUCUGAACUUAGGUAUACUGGUCAGCUACAUCUCUCAUUCGGUCAUUAAUGCCUUCACUUCUGCUGCUGCCAUUACCAUUGCAGUUGGCCAGAUCAAGAGCAUCUUGGGACUGAAGAAUAUUCCACAGGAUUUUAUGCCAAUGGUGUACUACACAUGUAAGCAGAUCCCACAGACAAAAAUAUGGGACAUGGUGAUGGGUCUAGUUUCUAUGGUGGCACUUUUUGCACUGAAGAAACUUCGUGAGAUCAAGUGGAAGGACCAGAAUGACCCAGAGAGACCAGUCAGACUUUAUGUUCGAGCUGCUCGCAAGUUUCUCUGGCUUGUUGGAACAGGUGCAAAUGCCAUCGUGGUGAUUGUGGCAGCCGGGGUUGCAGCUGGUAUGUUAAGUCAUAACAUCAACGUCUUCUCGCUCACUGGCAAGAUCACCCCUGGUAUUCCUAACUUUGAGCCACCAGCGUUUUCCAACCCAAGUAUCAACCUCACUACCCCAGUGGUUUUUGAGAAAAUUGGUGCAGGUUUUGUUAUUGUGCCGCUCUUGGGUAUUGUGGAGGCCAUAGCUAUUGGAAAAGCUUUUGCACGCACCAACAACUACAAGAUUGAUGCUACACAGGAGUUGAUAUCAAUCGGAGUUGCCAACAUUCUCAGCAGCUUUGUACAUUCCUACCCUGUUACCGGUAGUUUUUCAAGGACAGCUGUGAAUUCACAGAGUGGUGUUAAAACUCCAGCUGGUGGCCUUUUCACUGGUGUGCUAAUCCUGUUGGCACUGCAGUUCCUGGUGAAAUAUUGCUACUACAUCCCCAAGUCAGCGCUAGCGGCUGUUAUCAUCAUGGCUGUCAUUCAGAUGGUAGACUACAAAAUCGUUCCUAUCCUCUGGAGAACAAACAGUAUGUUAAUAGAGCUGCUGAUACAUCUGAUUACCUUCGUGCUUUCUUUUGUUUUGGGUAUUGAGUAUGGCAUACUGAUUGGUGUUGGACUGUCCCUUCUUCUGCUCUUGUACCCAAUGGCACGACCUCGACUUCAGGUGACACAGAAGCAGGGCAUUGUCAUCAUACAGCUAGAUCAAGGUCUUUUCUUCCCAGCUGUGGAGCAUGUGGAGGAGAAGAUCAUGAAAAUGGCUCUGGAAGAUGAGAAGCCUAAAGCUGUUAUUGUGGAUAUGAGCCAUGUGUUUGGAGUAGACUACACAGCAGUCCAGACUUUCAAGUCUUUACUGGCAGAUGCUUCACGUCAUUCUGUGCGCAUUAUUUUCUGCCAGAUAAGGCCACGGGUCAUGAAAGAUAUUCUAAAAGCAGACAUUUCUAAGCUGAAGACAUGUGGCACAGUGGAGGAGGCUUUAGAAGAACUCUGUUCACAAGGUCAUGAGCUGCAUGAAGAAGUGCAACCUUUCAUUAGCCGCUUGUAAACCUGUGUCCUGUCUUCUUUGCCUGCACAAAGCUGUUACUUCAUGCCCUGUCUGCAGUGAGACCCAGGGUUUGUGCAGCCUUUCAUUGUGAGUGUCAUGAGGGACAUAUUCGCUGGAUUGUUUCAUCACGGACACCCUUCAAAAGAAUGUGAAUGCAAGUGCCCAGGACAACUGUGUUGGUGAUUAUGUGUGGAACUCAAAAAAUGACUGAAGAUUCAGAGAUACUUGGACCUGACCUUGUCCUGAGAAAACAUCCACGCAUCUCUCCAACUCACCUUGUAGUUUUCUAGCAUCCACAAAAAUCUCAACAAUGAACUUUUGCAUUUGUGAAAACACACCUAACACUUGGAAUCAAUAUUUUUGGCAUAGGCCAGUGUGAAUGUCAGGAUGUUCGCUAGGGCCAUAACAUUGUUGCAAUAUUUUUUGUCUUUUUCUAAAAAAGAAUUUUAAAGGAUUUUUUUAGGGUUGGGGAUGUAGGAGAUGUCUCUGUAAAAUUAUUGCUACAAAAACCAUUAUUCUUUCAAUUAUUGGAAAUGUAGCACAUCUAUUUGUAGUAUUACUACACAAAGCUUCUCCAUUCUUUCAUUGAUACUUUUUAAGGAUGUGUGGUAACAGCUGUUAAGCAGGCUCCAAACUAAGCCAGAUGCUGUAUUCCUUUUAUAAAGUUUAAUGUAAUGACACCUGCUUUUUAUUGCAGAUAACUGAUCGUUAAAAAGAAUCUGUAGUCUAGCAGUCUUUACAGCUGUUGCUGCUAUAUAUAGUUAGCAGGAAAUGAAAUUCAAACUAAUGGUACAAUUUUAAACAAAAGCAAAAGUUACUGGUGCAACAUUAAUUCAGACAUUUGUUUUUCUGCUGUGUACUUAACGAAGAGAGCAUGCUUGAGAAUGUAUCAUCAAUAACUCUGUCAGUGACAAAGAUAUGUUAUUCGGACUGCUAUUAUCAAUGUUUGGCUGACAUAUUGUCACCAUCCUUAUUCUGUCACAUGUAUGUGUUGUGAUGUUGUAAUCCGCCAGACAGCUUGGAUAUAUAUAUACUUGAGAACAACUUGAAGUUUAUUUUUGAUGUGUAGGGGAUCUGUGUCACAUUCCCUAAAAUUAAUCAUUGCCUUGCCAUUGUUGCUGUUGCGAUGUAUUUUUUUAUAGAUGUAUACUCUGCUGUAUAUUGAUCAUUAUGAAAUCCAUUUGGGGUCUUUAUGCACAAAGAAUAGAUUAAACUUUACUUUUAUAUAUAAAAUAAUGUUCUUGGCCAAAGUGUGCCUUUGAUAUUAACGUAGCAGAAACAACAGUUUGCAGGUAUGAGUUGUAGAAAUGGUUGCUCUUUCAGCAUCACAGUUUCAUAAAGAAGUAAAUAAUCAAAGUAUGCAAGUAUUAGUGAAGGACUUCAUCAGUUCUGUGGUCCUUAGGAUUAAAGACUGUAGAGACUGUAUUACUGUGACUGUGCAUGUCGGUGUUCACUGCAGCAUGGCGUUGAUUGCUGUUUGGGGAGUCCUAGAGUCUUUCCUGAAAUAACACCUCACGUCAGUGUGUUGUCUUGUGUUUCUCAGGAAAAGUUUGGCUGCCACUAGAAUGUUUCUCAUCAAGAGCAUAAUACUUGAGUAGUGAGAUAUACUUUAAAGAUAGAAUAGACGCAUGUACUCUCUUCUGGUGUUGAGAUUAAUGGCUCAUACUCUCCAUCUUAGUAAAGAGAUUGUUGAUGGACAGUUUUAAAAUAAACAUUGCUUGUCAUGCUGCCUUUGAUAUAGACAUGCUAAUAUCAAUUGUAAGUAUUGUCUAUUAUGUUACUGUUGUUUUUACACUUAGAGAGCCUUUUACAUAUUUCGAAUUUUACGUUUGUUGUUACAUUUGAAAAACAACAUAAACAUGUAGAUGAACUGUUCACUGAAGCAAAGUAAAGGGCUAAAGUAAAGAGACCAGGUUGUGAAUAGCUAGUACUAGCUAGGACUUUAUUUUGUGAAAAACAAGCGGAAUAUUUACCCAUAAUGCCCAUAUUUUCUACUUCUUAAAAUUAACAUUCGCACAAUAGCUUUGCACAUGAAUGCUCCAAUUUGUUUUUGAUAAUUUUUUUCAAAUACUCAUUUAAAUUGAUAAUCCAAACUUUUGAAUUUGUUAUGUUUGUUUAUCAUUGCAGAUUUGUGCCAUGUGGUUUGCCCAAAUGAUCAAAGUUUCUUAAAAUAAACUUUUCACUAUAUGAAGCUUAAUAAAAUACAAAACUAGUUGCAGGGUGGGAGGAGUUAGCUCAAGGAUGACAACGAAUAUGUCAGAUCAAACAGCAAAACCACAAUCAUGCCACCAAGAUGUUCACUAAGUUAAGUGUGGGUACUGGUAGCUCCUGAAGUCCUAGAGUCUUUCCUGCGAUAACCUCGCAUUUUGGUUUCUCUCUUGUGUUUUGUCAAGAAAAGUUUGGUGGUCAUUAGAAUGUUUAUCAAGAGCAUAAUACUUGAGUAGUGGGAUAUGAAAUGAGUAGAAAUGGAGAACGUACUAAAUAAACAACUGAAAGAGUUAUCCAAAGUUCCUAAUUGUUGACCGUUGGCUUUCCUCAGUUUGACUGUCUUGAGUCAUGAUGUGAGUGAUAAGAACUGCAAUGUAACUGAAAGGUUGUGCUGGUAUCUGUACCGGUGACAUGACUGAUGACAUGACUUUGUGCUGGAAUGGGCAUGUCAUGCUCAUGAAAUGUUUGCAGAUCACUUCUGAUUUAACAGCAGAGUUUCCCUUUUGAAUCCAGAGCUUCAUUAGCUUAGUUAGCUGGCAGAAUUCUUUUGCAGGUCACACACACACACAUAGAUAUGAUGUAUAGACUGAGCGAUAGUGACAGAAGUGUCCAUUGGUCUGAAAGAGAUUUACGCCCCAUACUUCUCUUAGUUCAUUUGGACAUCUAGUGACUUGUGUGUGGAUGACCAGCAGCCAUGGAAAUUGCUAAACAAGGUCCCAGCCAGUGUCAAAACCUUAUUGACAAUAGUAAGGGAGUGGUAGAGCUUGCACUUACCUUAACUUUAUGGUACAGAGCAUUCCCCUUCUCUGUGUGUGCGUGCAUGCAUGUGCAUCUCUCACACUGUUAUGGAAUAUUAUAUCAUUUGAAUUUGGUCU